AUGGAAGAAGACGUCUUAUCGGAUAAGGCAUCGCUGGGUGGCCGUCCUGUACUGGACGGUUUGCCGAUCAGCAACACAACUGCGCUCCAAAAAGAGCGUAGCCAUUUGGCUGAUAUACUGCAGCAGGAUCACUGGGAACUAGGGCAUCUUACCCGAAAGAGUGUCCCUGCAACGGGCGCUACUUCCGUCGCUGCGUCCUUGGGGCCUGAUGGCUUUCCAAUCUCAAGGAAACGGCGAAAGCUGGAUAACGGUGCUCCUUACGCCGGGCCACUACCAAGAAGAUACCGACAAUGGGACGCUAGCGCGCUCGUACCGUAUUACACGCAAAAGAUGGACAUGCCCCCUUCUCUGCAGAAGUGGUUCGGUCGACGACACCACUUAUUCUCUCUCUAUGACAAAGGAUGCCUGAUGGAUGAAGUCGGGUGGUUCAGCGUCACUCCGGAGAAGAUCGCCGACCAGAUCGCCGAGCGAUGUCGGUGCGAUGUCGUGCUCGACGCAUUUUGUGGUGUAGGAGGAAACGCGAUUGCUUUUGCGAGGACGUGUGACCGAGUGAUAGCGAUCGACAACUCUUCCAUACGUCUUGCCUUGGCACGACAUAAUGCCGCUCUGUACGGUGUCGCCGAUCGUAUCGAGUUCAUCCUUGCCGACUACCCUACUUUCGCACGGUCUCUUAUCCAGCUCCCUUCUUCCAGCCCUUCGAGACGCAAGAUCGAUGUCGUGUUCAUGUCCCCACCCUGGGGUGGGCCGGAAUACAACAAGCCUGCGGAAGGAGAGGAGGGGAUUGGAGAGCCUGCUACGUAUAAGUUGGCGGCGAUCAGCCCCGUGCAUGGGAAGGAGCUGUUCGAGCUCAGCAGAGGGAUUACGAAGAAUGUUGCAUAUUACCUGCCGAGACAUGUCGAUCUGGAGGAAGUGAGUGCACUGCUGGACAAAGAAGGUGGGGAGAUGGUCGAAGUGGAAGAGGAAUGGAUGGCGAAUCGGUUGACAGCGGUGACAUGCUACUUCGGUGGGCUGGCAGAGGGACAGGGGGACAUGUUCGACGAGCCGACAGCCUAG
Dacryopinax primogenitus is the source of this 1053-nucleotide messenger RNA. Its product is annotated as S-adenosyl-L-methionine-dependent methyltransferase. Gene Ontology annotation, molecular function: RNA cap trimethylguanosine synthase activity. The record is from RefSeq and is a predicted model, not a curated record. Lineage: Eukaryota; Fungi; Basidiomycota; Dacrymycetes; Dacrymycetales; Dacrymycetaceae. The coding region runs from base 1 to 1053 and encodes 350 amino acids. The transcript has 3 exons. Gene Ontology annotation, cellular component: nucleus. Gene Ontology annotation, biological process: 7-methylguanosine cap hypermethylation; 7-methylguanosine RNA capping.